This is a messenger RNA of Myotis daubentonii (Daubenton's bat), 3026 nucleotides long. RefSeq names its product KIAA1958 ortholog. Lineage: Eukaryota; Metazoa; Chordata; Mammalia; Chiroptera; Vespertilionidae. The coding region runs from base 280 to 2496 and encodes 738 amino acids. The record is from RefSeq and is a predicted model, not a curated record. The transcript has 3 exons.
CCUAGCCUGGCGCGCGGAGCCCGGGGCGCACGGAGCGGCGCGCGCUGGUCGGUGGAGCCAGGCUGGCGCCCCCGCACCCCGCCCCGCGCUCGCCCGCCGCCCGCCCGGCGCCUUCCCCGCGCCACUUGCCAGCGCUCCCCGGCGCUCCGGCCGCUCUCCCUCCCUCCCCUCCGACCCGUCCCGCCCGGGCAGCCCGGCUCCCGCAGGCCCCCCCGCCGCCCGCGUUCCUAUGGACAGACGCACAGACACCUGCAGGAAAGACACUGCUGAUCCUGUAACAUGGAGGAUUGCCUUCAUACCUCUUCUGAGAAUCUGUCCAAAUUGGUCAGCUGGGCCCACAGCCAUGGGACUAUUUGCAGCCUCAUUCCUAACCUGAAACACUUGCUUUCGGAAGGUUCUCACGGGAACCUGACAGCAAUGUGGGGCUGUAGUGCUGGCCAUGCUUAUCACUGGCCACUGACAGCUACUUGCAGAGCUGGCUCCCAAGAGAGGGUCUGUUUCCAGGAUAACAGAAGUUUUAACUCGGAUAGUCCCAGCAUAAUUGGAGUGCCCUCUGAGACACAAACUAGCCCCGUUGAAAGGUACCCUGGGAGACCAGUGAAAGCAAAGCUAGACUGUAAUCGGACCAGAGACUCUUGUGACUUCUCUUACUGCAGUGAGCCCUCUGAACUGGAUGACGCUGUCGAAGAAUAUGAAGAUGAAAACACCCUCUUUGACAUGGUGUGUGAGUCGUCUGUUACAGAUGAGGAUAGUGACUUUGAACCCCAAACCCAACGGCCUCAAAGCAUUGCUCGAAAAAGGCCUGGAAUACUCCCGUCUUCUCUCCAUUCAAGCUCCCAGGCUCAGAUGGUUGAUGAAUGCAGCAAUGAUGUCAUCAUCAAGAAGAUCAAACAAGAGAUCCCUGAAGAUUAUUACAUUGUGGCAAAUGCAGAGCUGACUGGAGGCGUCGAUGGACCAGCCCUGUCGUUGACACAGAUGGCAAAGCCCAAACCUCAGACUCAUGCUGGCCCCUCUUGUGUAGGGUCUGCUAAGCUAAUUCCCCAUGUAUCUUCUGCCAUCAGCACAGAGCUAGACCCACAUUGUGUGUCUGCAUCCCCCUCUGUGAUGUCCAGACCAAUCGUCCAGAAGACCACCAGGGCAUCUCUGGCUUCACCAAACAGAGGACCCUCCGGUACCCACGGCACUAACCAGCAAGUGGCCAUGCAGAUGCCUGUGAGCACAUCCCAUCCUAACAAACAGAUCAGCAUCCCUUUGUCUGCCCUGCAGCUGCCUGGACAGGAUGAGCAAGUGGCUUCCGAAGAGUUCCUGCCCCAUCUGCCCAGCCAGGUCUCCUCCUGCGAGGUAGCCCUUUCUCCUUCCGUGAACACAGAGCCAGAAGUGAGCUCCAGUCAGCAGCAGCCCCAAGUCGCUCCAACCAUAACCACCGAGGCCAUGGCACAGUGCAUACCAGACCAGGAUGAAAGAGCAGCUGAGCUCAGCAGAGAGCAGAAUGAGAAAACCAUCCGGAGCACGCAGACUGCGCUCCGCAAUUUCCGCGAGUUCCUCAUCUCCAAGUACCCUUCGGAAACAAGAGAGAUCUAUGUCAUCCCUUGCAAGGAGCUGGAUGCCUACCUUGCCUCUUUCUUUGUAGAUGCCAGGCAGAAGGAUGGGUCCGAAUACGAACCCAACAGCUUGGCCAAUUACCAGUGUGGACUCGAACGGUACCUAAAAGAGCACAGGUAUGGCUACAGUAUCACCAGGGAUAAGGAAUUCAAGCGUUCCCAGGAGGCCCUGAAGCAGAAGCAGAUUGAACUCCGCUGCAAAGGAAAGGGAAAUAAGCCACACAAGUCCAUGAAGCUCACCUUUGCCGAUGAGCUCAUCCUGCGGAAAAGGGGACUGCUAAGCCGCUACAACCCCGAGGGCCUGCUCAACCUCGUCUGGCUCAACAACACAAAGGCUUUUGGGCAUUGCACAGGCUUCCAUGGAUCUACCUUGAAGUGGGGUGAUAUCCGGCUCCGGGUCACAGAAACGGGGCUGGAAUACUUAGAGUGGAUGGGUCAAGACACCGGCGACCUGAAUGCCAAAACCAAGAGAGGGGGGACGGACUCCCGUGUGUAUGCCACCCAGCACGCCCCGCAGACGUGCCCCAUCCAGGACUACAAGGAGUAUGCCCAGCGGCGGCCGCCAGCCAUGCGCUACGAGGAUGCCCCUUUCUACUUGUCCAUCAAGCCGGUCGUGAACUUGGCGGCUCUGCAUUGGUACAACUGCCAGGCGCUCGGCAAGAACAAGCUGGCCAAGAUGGUGAAGACCAUGUGCGAGAAGGGCAACAUCCCCGGUAGGAAAACCAACUUCAGUGUGUAUCAGAGCUGCAGCACCUUGUCCGAGGCCCAGAGCAACCAGCUGGUGCUGAUCUGUAACAGUCUGAGCCAGCAGGCCGCCCAGUCGGUGGCCGGGCACCCCAACAGCAGCAACUUCAUCGUCUCUGCCUCCUAUGACUCUUCCUCAGACACUGCUUGACCAGGCGGCCUGAGCCAGACCCCGGUGUGGUUACUGUGUUCGGAGAAACUGUGACUCUACACUGCUUCUCGUUCCUUUUCCUCUGCCCUCAGUGUUAACUUUAUAAGAAUAUAUAAUAUAUUUUUCUUUUUACAAAUAAGCAAGGGAGAUAGUUUAGUAUUACGAACAUAGUAUUUAUAGGCUUCAAACAAAUGUCCCUGUGGGUGAUUACAUGUAAUUACUGUUACAGAAUUUUAUAAAACCAUAGUGGCUCUCAGGCAACACAAAGUAGAGAAGGGAUUACGUUUUUCAAAAAAACUGUCAAAAAGGAAACAGAGUCAUCCUUAGACGCUUGUGUCCUCAACUCCUGCUUUUCCUCCUCACCUCACGGCUCAUUGUUAGUCUCCUUAAUAAAUGACUUUAUUUAUUUAAUUUUUAAUAUUCUCUAUUAAUCAGGAGGAGAUAACACUAACUUUACUGCUUACACAAAAUUGCAUUCAGUCAGAUCCAGAAUAUGAAAGUGUUGAUAAUAAACUCAACAUUAAAUUAUA